UGAUUGUAAGAAGAGCGUAUGUUUCAGAUUCAGUAGUAGAUGUGCAGGAUAAUAAGGAAUGUUGGAGAGAAAUUGUUGAAGGCCAAUUUGUCCAGGUGGUUCCGGAGGUGGGAGUUGGGGAUGUCGUGUUGCAUACCAAUACAAUUUGGUCUGGAUUGGAGAAAAGUUCAAUGGGAGAUUUGUCUG
Molecule: messenger RNA, 186 nt
Organism: Ambispora gerdemannii
Lineage: Eukaryota; Fungi; Glomeromycota; Glomeromycetes; Archaeosporales; Ambisporaceae
Source: the annotation of a GenBank genome assembly